This is a messenger RNA of Coturnix japonica (Japanese quail), 2360 nucleotides long. Its product is annotated as arf-GAP with dual PH domain-containing protein 1-like. Gene Ontology annotation, molecular function: GTPase activator activity; phosphatidylinositol-3,4,5-trisphosphate binding; phosphatidylinositol bisphosphate binding. Gene Ontology annotation, cellular component: plasma membrane; intracellular membrane-bounded organelle; cytoplasm. Lineage: Eukaryota; Metazoa; Chordata; Aves; Galliformes; Phasianidae. The record is from RefSeq and is a predicted model, not a curated record. Gene Ontology annotation, biological process: positive regulation of GTPase activity.
GCCUCGUUGUGUGGUGUUGUCUGUGUUGUGCUGCUUAGUCCAGGCAGCUGUGUGUGAAUAGAUCCCAGCUCUGAGGCUGUCUUAAAGAUGCGGGACCAGCUGUGGUGUGGAGCAGUCCCACUGAUGGCAUUGGCUUUAGUUGAACUCUUGAACCUCUCCUGACCUCCCGUCAUGUCUUUUAACGAGUGUAAUCCUUGCGUGACAGCCAGCUGACUGGAGUGGGAGCUCCACGAGUGUCGUGAAGGGAAGCGUUGGCAGAGUCAUCCCACAGAGCAUGACGAGCGCUGCCAUUUCAUCCCAGGUCACCUUGCCUGUUAUCAGCUCUCAGGCUACUGCUGUUCCUUCCCUGGCCAGUCCUCUCCCCAGCAGAAAUGCGGAAAAACCAGUUCUGUGGUUAAUUGCUGCACUUCCCUCCACGCCCAUAUGGGUUCGGCUGCCUCCUCCUCCUCUUCUCUCUUAGCCUGGGUGCACUUCGGCCUCUUUGCCCCAGCCUGUUCUCUGCAGGUUCAGGUGCACCAUUAGGCCUGCAUAUUCAUUCCAUUAAUCUCAAGGCUUCUCCUGCCUUCCCAUCUCGUUCCUGCAAGGCCUCCUGGUGGCUCCUUCUCCUUUAGAGUGAGCCGCAGGUGCAGAAGACCCAGGCACCUGCCCGAGGGAGUGCCAAUUUGACACCAUGUCUGGAAGUGAUAAGAGCAUGAAGGCCCUGAGGGAGGUGUGGAGAAGAGCAGAAAAUUCAUUGUGUGCAGACUGCGGGAAGCCCGAUCCUGACUGGGCAUCCUCUACCUUGGGUGUCUUUAUAUGCCUUAGCUGCUCAGGAAUUCACCGGAACAUCCCUAGCAUCAGCAAAGUGAAAUCCCUGAAGAUGGACCACUGGGAUGAUGCUCAGGUGCAGUUUCUGGCCAAGCAUGGGAAUGCUGUGACUAAGGCCAUCUAUGAAGCUCACAUCCCUAUUUACUAUUACCAGCCAACCUACAAUGACUGCCAAGUGCUGAGAGAACAAUGGAUACGGGCCAAAUAUGAACGAAAAGAGUUCACUGAGCUUGGAAAACAGCUGCCUUAUACAGAUGGGGUGAAGGAAGGCAUCCUCUGGAAGCGAGGUCGAGACAGUGGGCAGUUCCAACCCCGCAAAUUCUUGUUGUCAGAGAGAGAGGGGUGUCUGAAGUAUUUCACUAAGCAGGAUGCCAAAGAACCCAAAAUCAAUGUUAAAAUAGAUGUAAUCAAUGCUACGUUCCAGCCAGAGAAGAUUGGGAACCCCAAUGGCUUGCAGAUCACCUAUCUCAAAGACAACAAGACUCGGAAUAUAUUUGUCUACCAUAAAAGUGGAAAGGAGGUAGUGGACUGGUUCAAUGCCAUUCGGUCUGUGCAGUUCCAUUAUCUGAAGGUAGCAUUUCCCAUAGCCAGCGAUAAUGAGAUUAAAAGCCGGCUGACAAGAAACUUCUUAAAGGAAGGAUUCAUGGAGAAGACGGGUCCCAAGCAGAGAGAGGCUUUUAAGAAGCGUUGGUUCACACUGGAUCACCGCAGGCUCAUGUACUUCAAGGACCCUUUGGAUGCAUUUGCUAAGGGUGAAGUAUUUGUGGGCAGCAGAGAGAAUGGCUAUAGCGUCCAGAAGGGAUUGCCUUCAGGGACACAAGGCAACUUCUCUUGGCCCUAUGGCAUCACCAUUGUCACUCCUGACCGGGAAUACCUCUUUACCUGCGAGACAGAGGCUGACCAGCUGGACUGGAUCACAGCUUUCACAAGUGUCAUCAACCAGGACAUGACACCACAGGAAUAUGCAAUUGAAGCCUACUUCAAGUUUAAAUCAUAGGAAGCCAGGCAGGAGCCUUGCUGUAACUCAGCUCUACCUGGUCCUGUUGGGUGGGCUGUCAGAAGAGGAGAGAUUGAUGUCAGAGAAACACGGUGCUCUUGCAGCCUACUCUUUGAAGCACUUUUUUUCCCCUUCCCUCUCCAGGACAAUAUUUUUUGUUCUGGAGCUCAUUUAAGCUGCUUCAAGUCCAAGACUUUGUGAGACUGAAUCCUCAGUGCAAACUGUCUGUGGUGAUCUGCUGUGAUCUGACUGGAUGUUGACAGGCCUUGCCUGCUGACAGGGCCUCAAAAACUUUGCACUUGCUGUGAUGGACAUGGGACCUAGCAUUGUAUUUUCAGGAAACUGCAGGCAGCCUUAUACAAGAAUGCACGAGGGUUAAUCUUGUACAAGAAAACAGCUGCUUUGCUGGAGCUAAUGCUCAGUAGAGGCUGCUGGAGUAGGAGAGACUUUUAUUACAAGAAGUGGCUUCUCUGCUGGUGACAGAGAUGUGAAACAUCUGGAUAUUUGAUCAGUUGGAGCUAUAGUUGAAAAAGGUCACUUAAAAGAUUUAAUCUGA